AUGCAAGGUGCAAUAGAAAGAGGAAUGCCCACGAAACGCUCCUUCGCAGACUUUCAAAACUCCUGCGAAAUCCGCUUCCAGCAAGCACCUUCCCUACCGCUGUCGCCAUCGUCGUUCCAGUACGCGACACCCCCCGCCUCUGCUUCAACGCACGACGUCCCACCAUCUCCCAGGUAUAUACAAGACCUUGCGACGCCCUGGCAUGAAAGUCGAGCAGCGGAUACAGAUUUUGCUUUUGUACGCCGCCGCGCAUCAUUACCAACCCUUAACCAACUUCGAACACUUUGUCCUACGUUGUUGACAUCCAAAAACCUUCAAGCAAUGGAUCCUACACAUCUGCCAAUGACCCCAGACAGGACCACGUGA
Molecule: messenger RNA, 366 nt
Organism: Pseudogymnoascus destructans
Lineage: Eukaryota; Fungi; Ascomycota; Leotiomycetes; Thelebolales; Thelebolaceae
Exons: 2
Coding region: 1-366 (121 amino acids)
Source: RefSeq, a predicted model, not a curated record